AUGACUACUCUGGAUUACGAGGAGCCUUUGACUUCUACAGUGAGACCGAAUACUGCCGCGUUUCUCACUGUUCGAUUUAUCAAAUCGUUCCCUUAUCGUACAGUCAAGAAUCACCGCCGUUUAACGGCUCAAACCAGGGGCACCAAGGUCACCGCCGAGGUGCUCGACAGCAGGACCGAGACUGUCGACAACGGGAGCGAGAAGACCAACAGUGUUGGACAAGUCACCAGUGACGGGAGCGAGACCAGCAACAAGGCCACCAAGACCGGCAGCGGCACCACCACCGGGAACGGAGGGGAGAGAAGGAACAGAGGGCAAUUGACGAGCACUCAAACCAGAAGAGGCGUCACCAAGGUCAGCACCGAGGUCCUCAAGAGCAGGACCGAGGCUGUCGACAACGGGAGCGAGAAGACCGACAGUGUUCGACAAGUCACCAGUAACGGGAUCGAGACCAGCAACAAGGCCACCAAGACCAGCAGCGGCACCACCACCGGGAACGGAGGGGAGAGAAGGAACAGAGGGCAAUUGGCGAGCACUCAAACCAGAAGAGGCGUCACCAAGGUCAGCACCGAGGUCCUCAAGAGCGGGACCGAGACUGUCGACAACGGGAGCGAGAAGACCAACAGUGUUGGACAAGUCACCAGUGACGGGAGCGAGACCAGCAACAAGGCCACCAAGACCGGCAGCGGCACCACCACCGGGAACGGAGGGGAGAGAAGGAACAGAGGGCAAUUGACGAGCACUCAAACCAGAAGAGGCGUCACCAAGGUCAGCACCGAGGUCCUCAAGAGCAGGACCGAGACUGUCGACAACGGGCUCAAGGAGACCGACAGUGUUGGACAAGUCACCAGUGACGGGAGCGAGGCCAGCAACAAGGCCACCAAGACCGGCAGCGGCACCACCACCGGGAACGGAGGGAAGAGAGGGAACGGAGGGGAGAGAAGGAACAGAGGGCAAUUGACGACGGCUCAAACCAGGAGCACCAAGGUCACCGCCGAGGUGCUCAAGAGCAGGACCGAGACUGUCGACAACGGGCUCGAGAAGACCGACAGUGUUGGACAAGUCACCAGUGACGGGAGCGAGACCAGCAACGAGACCACCAAGACCGGCAGCGGCACCACCACCGGGAACGGAGGGAACGGAGGGGAGAGAAGGAACAGAGGGCAAUUGACGACGGCUCAAACCAGGAGCACCAAGGUCACCACCGAGGUGCUCAAGAGCAGGACCGAGACUGUCAACAACAGGCUCAAGGAGACCGACAGUGUUGGACAAGUCACCAGUGACGGGAUCAAGACCAGCAACGAGACCACCAAGACCAGCGGCAGCACCACCGCCGGGGACUUGGGGCAUAGGAGCAGCGUUAACAGCUGCAAGAGAAAGGGCAACUAA
This is a messenger RNA of Sugiyamaella lignohabitans, 1389 nucleotides long. RefSeq lists its product as uncharacterized. The coding region runs from base 1 to 1389 and encodes 462 amino acids. The record is from RefSeq and is a predicted model, not a curated record. The transcript has 2 exons. NCBI's taxonomy places the organism in Eukaryota, Fungi, Ascomycota, Dipodascomycetes, Dipodascales, Trichomonascaceae.